Messenger RNA from Girardinichthys multiradiatus, 1243 nucleotides. RefSeq names its product ADP-ribosyl cyclase/cyclic ADP-ribose hydrolase 1-like. Gene Ontology annotation, cellular component: plasma membrane. Gene Ontology annotation, biological process: positive regulation of B cell proliferation. The transcript has 8 exons. Gene Ontology annotation, molecular function: phosphorus-oxygen lyase activity; NAD+ nucleosidase activity. Lineage: Eukaryota; Metazoa; Chordata; Actinopteri; Cyprinodontiformes; Goodeidae. The record is from RefSeq and is a predicted model, not a curated record. Bases 80 to 907 code for a protein of 275 amino acids.
GGAGUCUCAUUUCAGCGACAACAAACCAGCAGAGAAGUGAACCUCCGCUAAGUUGUGACGCUCCUAGAGGGUUAAAAACAUGGAGAGCGGGGAGGGUCGCAGGCAGGAAAAGUGGCGCAAGAGACGCGUCUUGAUUCUGGCUGUGAUCGCAGUGAUUCUUCUUGCGGUUAUCCUCGCCAUCGUGUUAGGAGUGACCCUGAGUAAGAGAAGAGAUGAUUUUAAUACCAAGUUUAUGGAGAGAUGUCAGAAGUUCAAAGGGUAUAACUGUCAAAAAAUAUGGGAUGCGUUUCAACAAGCCUAUGUGAACAGAGAUCCUUGUGAUGUUCCUACAGAAGCCUACGAUCCCCUCAUUGCUACAUUCCUCUUUGAUGUUUUAUGCAACAGAACGAUGUUCUGGAGCAAAACAGGCGAUGUGGUCCAUGACUUCACUCGGAGGAAGAACUGUUUUAAGACUGUGGAGGACACCCUGCUGGGAUCUGUCCUGAAUGGACUGGAGUGGUGUGGAAAGAUUGGCAGCAAUGAAACGUUCACCACCGGUUGCCCUAAAUGGGAAGAAUGUGAGAAGAACGCUGUUCUCUCCUUUUGGAAAAGAGUCUCGGCGGCGUUUGGAGAGUUUGCUUGUGGGAACGUCACCGUGAUGCUAAACGGUGCUAUCACUACUCCGUUCAAUCGAAGCAGCAUUUUUGCCAGCGUUGAGGUGAAGAAGUUUAAGUUUCCUAACGUGAAAAACCUGAAUGUUGUUCUGGUCAUCCAGAAGAACGCUGUAACUAACUGCACAAAUGAAUCCCUAAAAAACUUGAUGUUGGAGCUGGACAAAGGGAUUGGUUAUCACUGCUUUGAAGUUUCUGACUCUCAUCUCAAGGAAUGCGGCUCCGACCCAGAGAAACCUUGUGGUGCCUGCUGGUGACAUUGAAAGAACCACCUGAUGAAACAAAUUGUCCUGUUUUGUUUUCUCUGUUAAAGUUUUUUUUAAACCCGACUUAAAAUCCUUUAACAUCUGUGGGUCACUUUAACUUCUCUUUUUACUAUUAGGAGGUGCUAUUGAGGGAAUCUUUUAUAUUUUUUUUAUUAUUAUUAUUGUAACAUGUCUUGAAAGAUGCUGAUAUAUGUGUUCAAUUGAUGAACUAGUGAUCAAUAUAUACAAUUAGCUAUUUCUUUUUAUAAAAUUGAUAUACUAAUUAUAUAUGUUUAAAUUUAGUGUUUCUGUUCAACUUUUGACUAUAAACUGGGAUUAUUGUCUAUA